This is a messenger RNA of Stomoxys calcitrans (stable fly), 1463 nucleotides long. Its product is annotated as cytoplasmic 60S subunit biogenesis factor ZNF622. The transcript is spliced from 2 exons. Gene Ontology annotation, cellular component: preribosome, large subunit precursor. The record is from RefSeq and is a predicted model, not a curated record. Gene Ontology annotation, biological process: ribosomal large subunit biogenesis. Bases 121 to 1308 code for a protein of 395 amino acids. Lineage: Eukaryota; Metazoa; Arthropoda; Insecta; Diptera; Muscidae. Gene Ontology annotation, molecular function: nucleic acid binding; zinc ion binding.
GUUUUUUCACAGACCAACCAAGCAACCAAAUAACGUGUUUACUACGUGAUUCGUGUAUUGGAAAGAUUUUGCAGGAAUAUAAUUGUGAAAUUCACUAACUUGUGUUAUUUUAUUGAUAAAAUGUCCAAUUUCACGUGCAUUAAUUGUAGUGUGAAAUUCGCUUCAGCGGAUAUUCAAAGAGAACACUACAAGACAGAUUGGCAUAGAUACAAUCUUAAACGACGAGUGGCGGAGCUUCCUCCAGUGACAGCAGAAGACUUUCAGAGCCGUGUAAUACAAAUGAGAAAUGCGGAGGCCACUGCCAAUGAGGAACGCCAAACGAGUUUGUACUGCAAUGCCUGCCACAAGCAGUUUGGAAAUACCAAAGCUCACGACAACCACUUGCAUAGUAAGAAACACAAAGAAAAUUUGGUGAAAUUCGAAAGGGAUGGCUUAGAAAAGGAAGUCACCACCAAAUCUGUUGUCCAGCCGCGUCCACAUCCCGCCAUUGCCGCCGCUGCUCAAGGUAAGGGCAAGUUUGCCUUGCAGCAAGCCAAUCGAAUGGAAGAGGAAGAUGACGAUGAUGAUUAUGAGGACUUGGACGACGAGGAAGAGGUUGUUGAUUCUGAUGAACUGGAAGAAAUAGCAGAAAAUCCUCUAAAAGAAAUCCACUGUUUAUUUUGCUUACACGAAGCAGAGGAUCUUGUUGAUAAUUUAAAACACAUGUCCGAGGCACAUUCCUUUUUCAUUCCCGACGUUGAGUAUUGCACAGAUAUUGAAGGCUUAUUACACUACUUGGGUGAAAAGGUUGCAGUGUACUUUAUAUGCUUAUGGUGUAACGACAGAGGAAAAACUUUUUACUCUUUGGAUGCAGUCAGAAAACAUAUGGUUGACAAAGGCCACUGUCAGAUGUUACACGAAGGCUUAGCUCUGGCCGAAUACGCGGAUUAUUAUGACUAUAGUUCAAGUUAUCCAGACAAUGAAGAGGGCAUGGAUAUUGACGAAGAAGUUGUCCCAGAUCUAUUGGAUGGUGAUGAGUAUCAGCUGGUGUUGCCCUCUGGGGCCACUAUUGGUCACCGUUCUUUAUUACGUUACUAUAAGCAACGUUUGAAUCCCAAUCGUGCAUUGGUUCCCAAAAAAUCUAGUAAACUUCAUCAUCUUCUGAGUACAUAUAGAGCUUUGGGUUGGUCAAAGACGGAACAAAAUGCUGCUGCUCGUAAAGCCCACGACAUUCAUGUAAUGAAACGUGUUCAAGCUAAAUGGCAAAUGAAAAUGGGAGUACGAGCGAAUAAAUUCCAAAAGCAUUAUCGCGCUCAAGUAAUGUUUUAAAUAAAACUGGAAUUCAUAUAUGUAUGUGCUUUAGAACAUUUUCGUUUUAAUAAACCAAAAAAAAAAAAACAUUACCAUUCUUAAUAGAUCUUUUUUCGGAUUAUUAUAAGCAUUAUAUUAUAAAAAAUAAAUUGAAAACGAAAUUUGAAAUUGAA